Molecule: messenger RNA, 1469 nt
Organism: Cornus florida
Lineage: Eukaryota; Viridiplantae; Streptophyta; Magnoliopsida; Cornales; Cornaceae
Product: equilibrative nucleotide transporter 3-like
Exons: 9
Coding region: 1-1248 (415 amino acids)
Biological process (GO): nucleoside transmembrane transport
Cellular component (GO): plasma membrane
Molecular function (GO): nucleoside transmembrane transporter activity
Source: RefSeq, a predicted model, not a curated record
AUGAGUAUUGCUGAAGUAAAUGCAGCUCCAACCAGGCUUAAGGGAAGGUUUAGUGCAAUGGUAGUAUGUUGGAUUCUUGGACUCGGGUCCCUCGUGUCAUGGAACAGUAUGCUGACAAUUGGAGACUACUACUAUAAAUUGUUCCCGGAAUAUCAUCCCGCCAGGGUACUUACCCUCGUUUAUCAACCAUUCGCAUUUGGUACAAUUGCGACACUUUCAUACUAUGAGUCAAGGAUUGACACCAGACGACGUAACAUAACGGGAUACACCCUUUUCUUCUUGAGUACUUUGUUGCUCGUAAUUUUGGAUUUAGCUACAUCAGGAAAAGGAGGGAUUGGAAGCUAUAUUGGUGUAUGUAUCUUAGUUGCUGCUUUUGGGGUUGCAGAUGCCCUUGUUCAAGGUGGAAUGGUUGGAGACUUGUCACUUAUGAGCCCCGAGUUCAUCCAAUCAUUUCUAGCUGGUUUGGCUGCAUCAGGGGCUCUGACCUCUGCUUUGAGGCUAAUGACAAAAGCAGCAUUCCAAAAAUCUGAUAAUGGUCUUCGCAAGGGGGCUAUGUUAUUCCUUGCCAUCUCUACAUUCCUUGAGUUUCUAUGUAUAUUUCUGUAUGCAAACUUCUUUCCCAAACUGCCAAUUGUGAAACACUACCGCUCAAAUGCAGCCUCAGAAGGAUCGACAACUGUUUCAGCUGACCUUGCUGCUGCUGGCAUACAAACACAGACUGAAGACGAUGCUAAGACACUGGAGCGGUUGAGCAACAAACAAUUGUUCUUUCAGAACAUAGAUUAUAUGUUAGGCAUUUUUUUAAUAUAUGUCUUGACUUUGUCAAUUUUCCCCGGGUUCUUGUAUGAAAAUACUGGAUCACACCAGCUAGGUUCAUGGUAUCCACUUGUUCUGAUAGCAAUGUACAACGUCUGGGAUCUAAUAUCAAGAUACAUUCCCCUCGUGAAGUGCCUAAAAUUGGAGUCAAGAAAGGGGCUUAUGGUUUCGAUACUGUCCCGUUUCUUGCUCAUCCCUGCAUUUUAUUUCACUGCAAAAUAUGGUGAUCAGGGAUGGAUGAUAAUGCUCAUAUCCUUCUUGGGACUAACCAAUGGUUAUCUUACCGUUUGUGUCCUUACAGUGGCUCCUAAAGGCUACAAGGGUCCGGAGCAAAAUGCAUUGGGCAAUCUGCUAGUGGUAUGUCUUUUAGGUGGCAUAUUUGCAGGGGUUGCCCUCGAUUGGUUGUGGCUUAUUGGGAAUGACAAAUUUUAAAGAGCCAAAUUCCUGAUCUUGAUUAAAGAAAGUCAGUUCUUCACACAAAGUACUUCAAAUCUGGAUGGAGAUAAAGCAGGAGCCAUACUCUACUGCUAGCAAAAAUUACAGAGCAGCUAGCAGCAGAAUCUUAAUCCUUAAUCUGGAAUGUGUUUCCAAAUAGUAUAAAUGUGAUGUUUUUACGUCUUUUUUGAUGUAUACAAGAUGGUAGUUUGUGUGGA